CUUGUCACUUUUUUUUCUUCUUUGCCAACCCUCACCUCUUCAAAACCACCACUAAUUCCGACGACGACAAUCUUUCACGACCUGUAUACUAAUAUGCCAUCUGCCGCACUCCCGAGUCCGCUCAUACCUCAGGCUCAUACCACAACCGACGAUCAUUUACUCGAAGCAGCAGUUCGUGGAGAUGCAGAAGGCGUACACAGAGCUCUUAUAUUGGGGGCCGAUGUCAAUGCGACCAACACAGCUGGACGAUGUGCCGUCUCGCUCGCUAUUGCAGGUGAAAAUUGUAGAACAGCGGACGCGUCUGACGCGUCUUUCAUGACGCAGAGCCGACUGAACACAAUUCGAAUACUCGUCGAGAACCCCCACGUAUCGUUGCACGCGUUGAACGCACCCGAAGACGCUAUGGACGGCGUUACACCGCUCGGAGUCGCUUCUUGGCUGAACGCGCCCGACGUUGUUCGGAUCCUGCUCGAGGUCGGCGCUGGCGCCGUCUCCGUUAAUGGGUUGGAUACUCACCGAGCUACUCCUCUGAUGUACGCCGCAAGGGACGGGAGGCUCGAGGUUGUCAAACAAUUGCUCGCGUAUGGUGCACGACCGGAUUACAGAGAUAACAACAGUCAUACAUCCAUCUGGUUUGCGCUCCAGCAUCCGCAAGUUCUCUGGCUGUGCGAGAAUGCUGUACGCAGGCACCGUACACUCGAAUGCCAGGCCGGAAAUAAGCAUAAUCUCUCUUCGCCCGCAAGGCUCGCCAUAGACUCUCUACUCUCCGACGACGUGGCAUGCCCCAUCCCGAAAACUAUAUUCGCUCAGUCCGAUGCCAAUGCGCCCCUCAUAAACGCCAUCGUCUCCGCGGAUCUCCACCUACUACGCACGCUUCUCUUUCCAUCCAUCACCUCCACAUCUCCACCCAUCCUCGUCAAUGCACCCGACUCCAAUGGCUGGUCCCCGAUCCACUACUGCGCAUCGUCCACCCUUCCCUCGACGGAAGUCCUAGACACGCUGUACCGCGCAGGCGCGGACGUCGGCCUCUUCUCGAAGUCUGGUAACUCAACUCCGUUGCAUUGUCUGGCACGGAAGAAGAGGGGGACAAAUGUGUUGAGAGGUCCGGCUGUGGCGAGGGAGCUUUAUGAGUUUGUGUUGCAUUUGUGCAGGGAUUUGAAUGCGCCAAUGCGGGCUUGUGCUGCGGGUGGAGAAACGUGCCUUCAUGUGGCGGCAGAAGUGGGCGAUAGCGUGGAAGUGUUGAGAGCACUGCUCGAGUGUGACGUGGAUGGGGUUGUUAGGGAAAUGAGAAAUGAGAGAGGGUUGACGCCACUCGAAGUCGCCAAACCCGAAUUCAGAUAUGUUUUCGGGAACCAAGCCGAGACCACUCGAUCCAGCUCCCCCGCCUCAUUCCGCACCGUUCGCCCAUCCCACUUCCAGUUCCAGUCACCUUCUCCAACCACACCGACGGCCCACAGUCUCGCCCUCCCUUCGCCAUGCCCUACUGCCGCUUCGUUACCCAGAAUGUCCACACCGACACCCAGUCCAGCACAGUUCAACUCACAUACCUCGUCUGAAACGUCCUCAUCUUCUUCUGCGGAAGAUACAGCCGCAUCCGCCACCCAUCUUAUCGAUUCCCUCCGUCUCAUCUCGAACGAGCUCUCUUCGCCACAACAUCCGCUCAUAUCCGAUCUGGAUCGUCUCUCGGCGCUGUUGAGGACGACUUCAGUCAGGAGUGGCGAUCUGUUGCGACAGUUGAGGACAAGGAUCGACGAGGCGUCAGAUGAGCUAAGGCUGGAGCAGGAGGAGUGGAGAGUCGUGGAUGGGCUCUUGGACGGCGUUUCACAGGCGUACGAGGAUAAAGUCAAGGAGGAAAAGAGAGUCACUGAUGAAGAAAGUGAAGAAUACCAUGGUAUCGAGCUCGACGAUUUUCCUCCCGUGCCCGGAACUGGGCAAACUUGGGUAGGGAGAGCGAGGAGCGGAACGACCGUUUCUGCAGAGUCACAGAUGACGGCGGUGAACAGUAUCGAUUCGUACUCGACCGGACCUCCGUUGACGCCUACUUCACCGCAUACCCCGAGUCAUCCGGACGACGAGGACCAGCGGUCGUUCUUCCACUUCGAUGGCGAUGACCGUGAUCACUCGCCGGGACGCUCUCGACGUUCAUCACCAGGCGAAGACGAUGGUGACGACCUCACCGCGCCGUUGAAAGUCCCCUGGCCCGCAUGGAUCGAUAGGUCCGAAUCAAGGAGGCCGAACGCGUCUUAUGGCUAUAAUACACAUUUCGUACCUUCGAAGACGUCCCCCAAUAAAUCACCGAGCACUACCAGGUCGAACACGCCCAAUUCUUCGCAUCAUAAUCCUCAUGGCUUCGCAGGAACGCUCGCGGCGGCUUUGACAGGUUCGCACCACGGAUCGAAAGGGAGCGAACCGCAGUUGAAGACUUACAAGUCGAUGGGCGAGCUUCGUAAUCGGCCGAAACAUCUUUCGCUGACCAGGAAUGGCGACAGUCCCACUCCUAGCUCACACCGUGGCAGUCCGAUUCCUCAUACCCCAGCGAGCGCAAGACCUUCACAGGAGCCGGUGAUGAGCAGGCCGAAUGCGACGAGGCCGAGGGCGGAGACCAGUGCGAGUGUUAGGAGCGUGAAGUUUCCGGUGACGUUGGAGGUGCCGACUGUGAAAUCGAGAUCGAGGGCCGGGUCUUUAUUCUCUGUGGCGACGGGGAGCGCUGUUAGUGGUGUGGCGGCGGCGGGGGUAAAGGGGUCUGAGACUGCAGCGGCGACAGCGACGGACGGUAGCAGUGUAGCUCAGGCGGGCAAGGGUAGGGCGAGGUCGAAGUCGGAGGGAGAGAAGAGCAAGGCUUUUAGGCAUCUUCAUCAUUCGCAUUCGCCCCAGGAGGGCGAGAAGACGGCGGGGCAGAAGGGGACGGGGAAGUUCAAGGCUUGGUUCCGCAAGACGUUGAACUUGAAGCCUUUGACGUUGACGCCUGUUGCGGAGGACCAACAGCAUCAGUACUGUGGGCAGGAACCACAACAGCGGCAGCAGUACCAACAGCACUACCGCCACCGCCACCACGGAGAGGUCGUGCCCGUGCAGGAGGGGUGUAUGAGUGAAGGCGAGGGCGAGGUGGAGGGGAGGUCGAGUUUGACUACGCUUUGUGAGCGAGAGGACGCGAGUGCGAGUGGGAAGAGGAGGAGCUUGUCGGGGAGGUUUCCGUAUAGGGCGUUUGCGGCUGCGUCGAAGGAUCUGGCCAGGAUGGACGAGAGGAUGUCGAACGCCGAAAAGAUCCUAGCUUCGGCGUAUCGUCGUGUCGCACAAGCCGAACGCAUCAUCCAGAACGCACUUCAGACGCGCGAACGCACCAUCCAAGAAUUCCAGGCUGCUAACUCCGUCGACGCAGGCCUCGAAGCCUUCCUCUCUCAUCGCGACUCGCGGAGUCACAGCCCUUCCCUAUUGGAUUCCACUCCCUACGAGUUCGUCGACUUCCCUACAAUUCCAUCGCCAGCUUCUCCGUCGUUUUCGGGCAAUGACUUGUCUGCGCACUCUUCGGUUUCGUCCUUGGCGCUUGGAUCCGUUCUGGGUGCUGGUGCAGUCAGUGGUAGGGGUAGUGAGGAUAGCGAUUGCGAGGGGGUGGAGAGAAGAGCGGAUGGAAACGAGGACGAUACGAAGGGGUUGUAUGCUUUGUUGACGAGGAAGGUGGAUGUGAGGAUAGACGGCGCUAUGGAGGAGGUGGAGAAAGUGAGGGUGUGGUUAGGAGUGGUGAAAGGUGUAGUGAAAGGCGUGCAGAAGAGAGUUGGGUUGGAGGUGCCGAAGGGGUUGGCGUUGUAAGGUGUAAAAAAAGAACCCUCAUUGGGGGAAGCUUCCUCUUGGACUCUUUCUUGGGACUUGCCAUGGUUGGUCUUUUCUUGUAAGUGCUCUGUUCGUCUCGUCUGUUCUGUUUUCAUUGUACAAACUUGCUCUUGAUAUCGUUGAAAACUGUUGUUGCUGUAUUCUGUACAUAAUGCCCCUUUCCUGUUCUGCUCUGUUUCUUGCUCACCUGUUGUGUUAAUGUCCCCCUAAUCCUUUACCCACUCACGCACGAACCUUCUUGGCACAUUCCAUCCACUCAUCCAUCCAUAGCAUGCAUUUCUUGAUACACAUCAUACGGCUCGGACCCUCCUUCAUAGAACUUCAAUUUCCUUCCUCCAUCCGUCACCUCACACAUCUUCCAAUUCUUGCACAUACACAGACACAACAUUUUCAUCUUGCCCAAUUUCUCCUCGUACAUACAUACGUUCAUAUUCGCCCUAGUUAAUCCGGACUCGCAUUGCCAUGUACACUGGCAGGGUGUGCUCCAAGCAGUUGCUCGCUGUAGAUUAUACUUGUAUCUAUACCCCAGCUACAAUAGCUUUGUCUCCUAGACAUCUUAAAUAUAAAGAGCU
Messenger RNA from Stereum hirsutum FP-91666 SS1, 4400 nucleotides. Its product is annotated as ankyrin. The record is from RefSeq and is a predicted model, not a curated record. The coding region runs from base 94 to 3807 and encodes 1237 amino acids. Gene Ontology annotation, molecular function: protein binding. The transcript is spliced from 7 exons. Lineage: Eukaryota; Fungi; Basidiomycota; Agaricomycetes; Russulales; Stereaceae.